Molecule: messenger RNA, 4351 nt
Organism: Patiria miniata (bat star)
Lineage: Eukaryota; Metazoa; Echinodermata; Asteroidea; Valvatida; Asterinidae
Gene: tmem163
Product: transmembrane protein 163-like
Exons: 9
Coding region: 210-1046 (278 amino acids)
Cellular component (GO): membrane
Source: RefSeq, a predicted model, not a curated record
UGUGCGGCGCCAGCUGAGCGAUCGUGCUCUCAAAUUAGUUGGCAAAUAUCUGCUGGAGUGCACUCCGAUCCGACGUGAAGCAUAAAAUCAUGCCUAUGCAUGCUGCUAUACGCUAUGGUGGACUGGUUGUUGAUUACUGAGGGUAAAUACUGUCAAGUCAAUUUGAAAACCAGAUGAAUGACGGGUAAGAAACCAGUGUGGAUUCUAAGAUGGAGAUGAAGCCAGUGUUAGAAUUGGAUGAGUACCAGCCAAUCAACAACAACCAGAACAUCACAUCCGCUGGAGCCACAGAUGAUGCAGCCAGCAGCAAGUAUGCUGAACGAGACGAUGACAAAGCUCCAUUGGAUGAGUCUCUCCAUUUGACAGCCAUCCAGGCGCAGCGAUGGCGCAGGGCAGCCAUUGGGAUAGCUUGGGCUUCCGUCAUCAGUCUACUCAUACUUGGCAUCGUCAGCUUUGUUCUUUCUGCAAAAACUGAAAGUUCAGCUGCUUUUGGCUUUGGGUUUGGUUGUGUACUUGAUGUGUUCACGUCAGUGGUUGUAAUAUGGAGGUUCUUCGGUACAGUGAAAACACUCUACUCAGAACAGAGGGAACGAAUGGCACUGUUGUUGCUUGCCGGUUUUUUUCUUGUAGCCAGCUUUUCAAUCACAGUACGAGACCUUGUCGAACUUUUGGACCAAACUCGCACAAAAGAUGUUUCGUCUUUGUUUUCGCUAGCAGCCAUCAGUGGAACUUUGUGUAUCAUACUUGCACUGGGCAAGUUUAUUAUUGCCAAGAAAUUGGAGAGUAAAACAGUCAAAAGUGAUGGUUUCAGUUCCCUGGCUGGCUCCAUUACAGCCUACAGUAUUCUAGUGAGCGCUGCAGUCAUUGAGGCACAUCCUAACGUCUGGUACCUAGACAACAUUGUUGGCUUUUGUGUGGCCGUUCUGCUCAUGCUGUAUGGAAUCAUGUUAUUGGUACAGGUAUUGUCCCCCAAAUGCAAUGGCAUUGCCACCAGGUGCUGCUGCUGUUGUACAGCAAACAGUGCCAGCGCCAUCCAGGAGAAAUAAACUGUAAUAGUGCUAACAGAGAAGCUUAUAAAACAAAUCAAAACAAUAUUGUUAAAAUUGAUAAGCUCUGCGUUCGAAUUUCGGUAUUUCCAUGAGUUUCUUCAAAGUACAUGUACUUGUAUGUAACAGGAAAAGAAGUUUAAGGUUGACAAGUUAAUAAACAGUUGGAGAGUUACUUUUUACACUGUUCUAUUUUUACUUACUCAAAACCACUAUGGUAUAAGCAAAUGAUUGUUGGCUGUUGUGAUAUAGUCCAUGGGUCUUGCACGCCUUCGGGGGCAAAUGAAAUGGCACCAGCAGCUUCACCUUGGGUGCCAUUUGCACCCCUGAGAUGUCAUUUUCACCCCUCGGGUGCCAUUUGCACCCCCUCGGGUUCCAUUUGCCAUUUGCACCCCUCGGGUGCCAUUUGCACCCCUCAGGUGCCAUUUGCACCCCUCGGGCGCCAUUUGCACCCCUCGGGCGCCAUUUGCACCCCUCGGGUGCCAUCUGACCCCUCGGGCGCCAUUUGCACCCCUCGGGCAUAAAAUUCCAUGAACUCAAUCACAGUGGUCAAUUGUAUAACAUUAAGAAUCCAGGCGGCACUGUUGUACUUGAGAUACAUGUAUUGUGAACAUAAUAUACAAAUGUAGCAUGGUUUGAGUGUGGGUAGUUGAUAGUAGCUCCCUGAGGUGUUGAAAGUUGACACCUAAUAUUAUACAAAUAUUGACUGCUUUGAGUGGUGUAGUAAAACUAGCCUCCCGAGGUGAUCCAUGAAGCAUUCAAUUUUUCCCAAGGCGAAGCCAAGGGAAAAUAGAAUGCUCCCUCCAUCACUGAGGGAGGCUAGUUUGACUACACCACGAGAUAGAGCAGUCGAUAUUUGUUUUAUAACACCUUUCCCACAGAUUCUGCUUGAUUUUAUGUGAGAACUGAAUAAUUUAAUCCAAAUACAAUUAAAAUUUACUUCAAAUUGAAUACUAGAACAGGUAAAAGUUUACUUGCACUUUUCCAAACUACCCCUUUAAGCAGUGUUUGAACCCAGCUCUGUAGUGCUACCGCGCACUUGGGACUUUAUGCGCGCAACGCGCACCCGUAAAUGCUUUUGCACACAAAACCAUAAAUGCAUUUGCACACAAAACCGGUUGAGAUAGUAUUUACUUUGAUUGAUAGUUUGAUACGGGUAUAGUACUUUAGUUGCUACGGGUAUGGUACUUUUUGCCAUGCAGAGCAAUAGCAAAUAUAGCGAAUGCCAUGUGACUCGCUUUCAGCCAAUCAUGGAGCUACAGACACAGUUUUAUAGCUCCAUGGGCCAAUCAAAAUACAGAAUCUGUGGGUGAGUUCUUAUAAAUUGAAAUAUGUGCCCAAAAUAAAGCAUGUUUGUUUUACUAUAUACCUCGUACAUAUUCACCAACAUUUGGAGUUACAUAUUAGUUAUCUCGGCAAAACGUUGGGUGUGUGUGCCACCAUCUUUUUAUGUAGCUAGGGCGAUGUUCAGGCUACCCCUGCAUACUAUCCACUGCUAUGUAAAGCGCACCUGUAGUAGACUAGCUCACUGGUAACCAGUGCGAAAGUCUACUAUGCAUGCGUAUACAGUGCAUGAAUCCUGGCCUGCGUGCUUGGUAAACAGCAAAAGUGGCAGCUGACACGUGAUGGCAAACAGACCAGUGCGAAUUCCCGCGCUCAAUCAUGAAUAUGUAUGAGGUAUAUGGUAAUCAAACUUUACCCAUUGUGAAACUACAGACAAUUUUCAUGAAGCAUGGAUCAAUGCAAUCUCUUAUUUAAAGAAAAAAAAGGCAGACAAGUGACUGUUUGCAGUGAAGGCUAAUUAAAGUUACAUUGUCCACUUUUAGUGUUAUAGAGAGGUUUUCAUAUUAUAAAUAUGGAUUUAUCGACAUCUGUCUCACUGAUAUUAACAUAUUAAUUUGAUCGAUGUAAGAUGGCGGAUUGGCAACAGCAACCAAAACGUAUUUUGGAAAAUCAAUUUCAUAUCAAGAUUUUCAAUGUAUCGCAUGCAGCCCGGAAGAGAGAUAUUACAAUGGAAAAUAUACAAGCAUUCUUGCAUUUAAAAUUGAUAUUCGCAUCUCCAGACAGAUUUCCUGCAUUUUCACAUUCACGGCAAUCAAUUUUUAAUUUGUAAGUAUACUUAAUUGCCUCAAUGCCAGUAAUUAAAACUGUCAUAUCCCUACUAUGCUGAAAAUGUCAUUCAUUUGAUUUCUCUGAGUUCCUGCUAAUGAGUAGGAUAAGACAGUAUUUUAAAUAAUAAUAAUAAUAAUAAAACACUUACUUUUAUUAAGUGGUCCACAACUAUUAUUUAAUUUUCACUAUUUAUAUGAUGUAAUGAUUUAUUUUUUUUACAUUUUUUUGUUUGUUUGUUUUGGCACAUCUAAUGAGAUGCUAGUUUAACUUUGGGUUUUGUCCUUCACUGAAGUAUUUUUCAUGUACUCAGUGUUGUCCAGUGACAACAAGCUGGAUCGGAAAUAUCUCGGAAGCUGUGGGCCAACAAAUUCGUGUUCAUGCAUGAGUCAAGUGAUUGUGCCAUGUAAUUUCUGGAAGGAGUAGUGCUAAUUGAGUAAAACAAAAUCAGGUUUUUUACCCCAGUGACUCCAUGAUGACCUUUGACCCCAGUUUUGCCAUGUGGCAUGCUGGGGCUGGGCUAUUGAUACUUUUGAGAAAGUUUGGUUAAAAUCGGUCAAAAUAAUUAGGAGCAAUAGACAAUGUCAACGUUUGUUACUAACGGAAUAACAUAGAGACACGAUGAUUUGUUUAGCUGCUAUCCCGAAGCUAAUAAAAAAAUCACAAGCUUACUUGAGGUGGACUCGAACCUAUGACCUUCUGAUUACUAGAGCAGAUGUCGGUGAAGGGCAAAACCCAAUGGUUUUUUUUUUCAUUUUGUGCUAUGUUCACCGAUUUAUAUCAUUAACAUUAACACUGACGUCCAUGUUGAAACUUACUAAUUUAUUACUUAUCAAGCUCAUAUUUUGGUGUGAUGUCUCUUUGGAAAAGUAAUAACUUAGUAACUUGUAAUUUUAACAACCAUCUAAGUAGCAACUGAAUAUAAAAAACAGUAUUUAUUUUUCAGGGUGUCUCACGGAUAAAGCAACGAACACAACUUAUUACAAUAUUUUACUUCUAAAUCAAUUUUUUUGUUUAAUUUGUCCUAAACUAAUUGUCAAAAUGUAGUUUUGUAAACUAUUCAAAAAAGAAUUACAAUGUUAUGUUACCAAUGUGAUGUCCAUAUUAUAUUUACUAUUUAAAACUAUAGUUUUGUGAAUAUUCAAAGCCAUGUUAUAUGAAUUACAUUUGUAAUACCUUAAAAUUAUUUUAUUUGA